AUGAACUUGACUAGUGCAAAUAAUACCUUGCUCAAAAUAGGCGUUGAUUAUUUCAAAGAGCUACAAGGGAGCCAAAAACCUUCAAAUUCUUCAGUUUACACCGGGGCAGCUGGCCCUGAUUUACAGGAAGGGAUGAUGCAUGUUGAGGAGUUUUCAAAGGCAGCUUUCGGCUCGUCCAUCUUUAUUAUCAUAGUUUCGCCCAUGACAAUCGUGGCCAACAGUUUGCUUCUUGUAACUUUUCUCGUCGAUCCACUCAAGAUUUUCCGCAACCCAACCAGCUACUUUCUCAUCGGUUUGGCCAUCGUGGAUCUCCUAACGGCACUAAUACAAGAACCUAUCUAUGCCACCUGUUUCAUGCUGAUGUACUUCCAGCAUCCUUCGUGGACGAAAUGUGAAUCUUGGAUGGAAUUUGCAUUCUAUUUUUCAGCAUUUCCAGUCUCAAUAUCGGCAUCUAUCGUUUUUGCCUUUACAUUGACGCACUAUAUCGUGGUUACAUCGCCUCUGAAGUACGGCCGCAUGAUUACAAAGAAGAAAGCCUUAGUUAGCGUUGUUGCUAUAUACCUCUAUCAUACGCUUUUCUGUUGUUUACCUCUGAUGGGUGUUCCACAGAGGACCAAACACGCCAUCGACUUAUUUUUUCACAGGUACACUGUUGUUCUCGUCACCAUCGUGGUAUACAUUAUUCUGCAUUACACCAUGAAAAAGAAAAUGACCGCAGGGCGCUCACUCCAAAGCGAGGAGGGAAGACACGUUCAGGUGCAGCGAAGCUUUGUCCGUAUAAAUGUCGUUCUUCUCAUUAUUAUGAUCAUGUUUUUCGUGCCUUCAGUUCUACUGAUGACAAUCAGAUUUUUUCUGGACGACAUAUUUACUGCUCGGUAUGGGAUACGGGUUCUCGUUGUGAAUUUGAUGACCGACAACCUGCUUUACCUAAAAUUUCUGUUUGAUCCGAUUGUGUACGCGUGGCGCAUGUCCAAGUACAGGAAGUCUCUGAAAAGCACUGUUUAUCGUAAUAAAGAUAAAGAGUCCAGCAGAAGCGAAAACGAGACUAAACUCACAGAUACAAGAGGUCAGGUAGGUGAGCUGGCAAGUGCUGAACUGAACAAGUCAACGAUAACUUUACUCAGCUUUAAAAAUGUCAGCACAGAUUAAGGGUAGACCCUCUCCCUUUUUGGUACACAUAAGCGGUCAUAACUGAUGAAUCAGACGUCUCCUAUGGAUAGAGUUAAAACCAUCACAACGGAGAAAUUCAUCGUGAAUAUAACUCAGUGUUCUAUCAUCAAAAUAAAACUCAUUAAAAAGGUACAACAAACUGGACUUCAUUGAAACUUUCAAUUGACAAUACAACUAUUCAGCAAACUCUGAAGACUUACGUGGAAGAACGUUCAUUGAGAACGUGGUUGAGAAAUCAAGCAGUUUGAGAACAUGGUAAUGACCACUGGUGAGAUUUUAUGGAAUAAAGAAAGGUCUCUGUUGAACAGCCAAAGUC
Pocillopora verrucosa is the source of this 1486-nucleotide messenger RNA. RefSeq names its product cannabinoid receptor type 1B-like. NCBI's taxonomy places the organism in Eukaryota, Metazoa, Cnidaria, Anthozoa, Scleractinia, Pocilloporidae. Gene Ontology annotation, biological process: G protein-coupled receptor signaling pathway. Gene Ontology annotation, cellular component: plasma membrane. The record is from RefSeq and is a predicted model, not a curated record. Gene Ontology annotation, molecular function: G protein-coupled receptor activity.